AUGGGGAGCAACCACACUGUCAAGGAUGAUAGUCCCUCGAACCGCGGUUUAGGUACUUUAGUUGGAGGAUACGUGCGUAGGAGGCUACAUCUAGGAGUACCUCCCACCGUUGAUGAUCCCAAAAGCGAUGAGAGUUCGAGUUCUUCCGAUAACCUAUCUGAUGUGCGGAAACGGACUAAAGAGGAAGUUGGCAAGGAAGUAUGUGUUGAAGAAACACAUGGCGGUGAGCCUCUGACCUGUGAAGAUGAAAGAAAGGACCCUUUGUAUGAAUUACAUACACUAUUAUGCGCCAAAGGAACGUUCUAA
Messenger RNA from Penicillium vulpinum, 306 nucleotides. RefSeq lists its product as uncharacterized. The transcript has a single exon. NCBI's taxonomy places the organism in Eukaryota, Fungi, Ascomycota, Eurotiomycetes, Eurotiales, Aspergillaceae. Bases 1 to 306 code for a protein of 101 amino acids. The record is from RefSeq and is a predicted model, not a curated record.